This is a messenger RNA of Olea europaea var. sylvestris, 935 nucleotides long. Its product is annotated as PRA1 family protein B3-like. The transcript has a single exon. Gene Ontology annotation, cellular component: Golgi apparatus; endoplasmic reticulum. The record is from RefSeq and is a predicted model, not a curated record. NCBI's taxonomy places the organism in Eukaryota, Viridiplantae, Streptophyta, Magnoliopsida, Lamiales, Oleaceae. The coding region runs from base 71 to 709 and encodes 212 amino acids. Gene Ontology annotation, biological process: vesicle-mediated transport.
CCCGUGGAGAAGACUUCAUUGGACGUUGAAUUCUAACGCGUCCAAUUUUUUUCCUCUCUCAAAAAUACUAAUGGCCUCUGCACCGACGCUCCCGAUUUCGACAUCCCAAUCUGACACGGCGUCGCAGUCGAUCUCCACCCCCGCCUUCCGCUCCUUCCUCUCCAACCUUUCCGCAAACAUCCGCCAUGGCUUCUCCCAGCGCCGCCCCUGGUACGAACUCCUCGAUCGGUCUUCCUUCGCCCGCCCUGACUCCUUAUCUGAAGCCGCGUCCCGCAUCCGCAAGAACUUCUCAUACUUUCGUAUCAAUUACAUUUCCCUAAUCGCGCUUUCACUCGCGCUCUCCCUUGUUUCCCACCCCUUUUCGUUACUUGUUCUAUUAGCUCUGCUUGGUGCGUGGCUUUUCCUUUACUUGUUCCGUCCUUCGGAUCAGCCACUUGUUAUCGCCGGACGCAUAUUUUCGCCUCGUGAGAUUUUGGGGAUUUUGGUGGUGUCAACCGUAGUUGUGGUGUUCCUCACCAGCGUUGGAUCGCUGCUCAUCUCUGCUUUGCUUGUCGGCCUUGCCGUUGUUUGUACACAUGGUGCAUUUCGCGUGCCUGAGGAUUUGUUCCUGGACGAUUCAGAGCCGGCUAAUGCUGGGCUUCUUUCCUUUCUAGGUGGCGCAGCUUCCGCCGCGGCUGCAGCUGCCCCAUCAGUCGCUACGCGUGUGUAAUUGAAUUCGAUCGAAUCAGGUCGGAUGUAAUGGGAUUGAGGGUAAAGGUAAUCCUAUUUGAUGGUUAUUUGAAUAUUAUACAUUAGAAUUGUAAUAUAUCUUGGUAGAACAAUAUAUGAGGAACUGCUUCGUCAUCAGGGGAAAUUUGCUGGAGAUUUUUGUAUCUAGAUUGGAUCUAUCACCUGCGAUUUAAAAUCUGUGUUUUGGAUGCUUUGCCUAAUCUUUA